This is a messenger RNA of Penicillium angulare, 429 nucleotides long. RefSeq lists its product as uncharacterized. The record is from RefSeq and is a predicted model, not a curated record. The transcript has 2 exons. The coding region runs from base 1 to 429 and encodes 142 amino acids. NCBI's taxonomy places the organism in Eukaryota, Fungi, Ascomycota, Eurotiomycetes, Eurotiales, Aspergillaceae.
AUGUCCGACGCUACCUUCCACACCACCCGCCAGGAUCUCCGCAAGGAGGAAUCUAAGGUCGCCCAGAAGCACGGCGGUGUUGUCCCCUCCGAUUCCGAUGUCUCGCAGAUGAAGUCCGUUAUCGACCAGAACACCGACAAGUCUGCGCAAAUUGACAAGGCCAAGUCCAACCUGCCUUUGCCCGAGGACCCUCCUGUCAAGAGUGACUGGAACUCCGCCGAUCAGCGCACCGUGAACGUUGGCUCCGGUGGUAUUUCGGGUCCCAUCUCUUAUGACCCCAACAGCGGCCUCGAGGGCACCACUACUGCCGAUAGCAGCGUCCGUGUGGACGGCAACCAACUACACAAGAACACCGGGCCUGGCAACGCUGGUCGUCAGGCAGUUGAGGGUCUGGAAGGCCUUCCCAAGGAUGCGACUUCUCGCAACUAA